AAUAUAAAUCUGCGAUUGCCUAGACCAGCGGAUGACUUCUAAAAAGAAACACGUAGAAAAUCCCGGCAUGCUUUUCGAAAGUAAGAGAUGAGUCAACCAAGAUGGCUUCCCCUCCAAUCAAUAAGUGGGAAGAUUUACGAAGAAAAGCAAGACAACUUGAGAACGAAAUUGAUUUGAAGUUGGUAUCAUUUAGUAAACUUGGAACGUCAUACAACAAUGAAGCUAAGGAAAAUUCGGACAAAACUCCUCUUUUGCACAGCUCUACGAAUGAUCGGAUGUUCGAGACGAUGUCCUUGGAAAUUGAGCAGCUUCUAUCCAAGCUGACUGAAGUGAAUGACUCCAUGGCAGAGUUUGCAUCUGGUCUGCACAAUCUGGGCCAGUCUAAUGCUGCCCAGCUACACACCCUCCAAAGGCACAGAGAUAUACUGCAAGACUACUCUCAUGAAUUCACAAAGACUAAGGCUAACAUCCAGGCUUACAGAGACAGAGAAGACUUAUUAGGAUCUGUCCAUAGGGACAUAAAUGCAUAUAAAACUGGUCUCAACCGAAGAACAGAUCUAUACCUCAAGGAGAACGAACACAUAAGAAACUCCGACAGAUUAACUGAUGAUGCGAUAGGUAUUGCAUUAGCAACCAAGGAAAACUUGCAGAGUCAACGUGGAAUGUUACAUGGCGUAACUGGUCGACUGUCCAAUGUCACUCAUCGUUUUCCAGCCCUGAACAACUUGAUGCAGAAAAUCAAUCUCAGAAAAAGAAGAGACUCAAUUAUUCUUGCAUGCGUCAUAGCACUGUGCACAAUACUUAUGCUCAUCUUUGCAUUGAGAUGAAGAUCUUUUGAAACUUCAUGCAAUGGGGACAGACACCAGCUAAUUUGCCACAUGCCAUACAAUCACGGGAUUGCAAAGGCAAAGGAUAAACUGCCAUUUAUAUUUGAAGAGGCAAGAAUGUGAUCAGUACAUGCUGCAGUAAGAGAAAAACAAUUAUUACAAUCCAAUCUUUAGUCUACAUAAUAAAUACCUGAAAGAGAAAUUCCUAAAAAGGCUGAACUUGCAAAUACUGCACAGAAGAGUAAGCAUGAUGUUUUGAGGGUAAGAUUUUAGUUUAUCACAGGUACAAUAGAAGCCAGGAACAUCAAACUCUAGGGAAAGCAGAAAUGAGUUAGCAGGUUUGGGUGGCUUUGCUUAGUGUAAAAACAUGCAACAUCUAUCCAGGGAGACCUUUAACUCCCCCACUUCCACCUCCUAAAAUUUUAGAAGAAAUGUUAAGGAGCUAAAAUACACACAUUUACGACCCUACAUUGGUGCAAACUUUUUUGGGUCGGGAGUUCGAGUUAUCCAAUUUCAGUUAGGUUUUCUCUCAUUUCUAGAACCAUGUACCUUUAUGCCUGUGUCUAGGUACAGUAAAGUUAGGCUGGCUAAGGAAACGAAUAUUUUCCCAUUCUCUUAGUCCUACCGACAAAGGAUUUUGUCAUUCUUCCAUUUCGAUUGAAUGCUUUAAAAUCGAUUUUUAUCGAAGCUUUUGGAAGUAUUAGUGUGUUGGACACCACACAUGGGAGCUAUCAACACCGAUGUGUUGAUAGUAAAAUCGUUGUACAGAAGUUAAUAAAGAUUGACCUUGUUGGUGAA
Messenger RNA from Nematostella vectensis (starlet sea anemone), 1625 nucleotides. RefSeq names its product Golgi SNAP receptor complex member 1. Lineage: Eukaryota; Metazoa; Cnidaria; Anthozoa; Actiniaria; Edwardsiidae. The record is from RefSeq and is a predicted model, not a curated record. The transcript is spliced from 9 exons. Gene Ontology annotation, biological process: vesicle fusion; endoplasmic reticulum to Golgi vesicle-mediated transport. Gene Ontology annotation, molecular function: SNAP receptor activity. Bases 102 to 827 code for a protein of 241 amino acids. Gene Ontology annotation, cellular component: cis-Golgi network; SNARE complex; Golgi medial cisterna.